Messenger RNA from Clunio marinus, 192 nucleotides. The record is from the annotation of a GenBank genome assembly. NCBI's taxonomy places the organism in Eukaryota, Metazoa, Arthropoda, Insecta, Diptera, Chironomidae.
AUGAUGCCUUACGAACAUAAAAACGAAUUUCAACAUGCUGCGGAAUUUUUAUGGACAUCUUAUGCAAAUGUAAUUUCCAUCGGAAUGGAUGAAAGUAUUUUCAAGAUGAGAGAAUCUAGCAGAACAAAAGAAAAAAAUAAAUUCCAUCAUUAUGCAAAGAUGACGAAAAGACAUUUAAAAGAGUUGAGAUGA